UGAGCGCACCGCUCUGCGCCUGCUGUGGCCGUGGUUUUGUGUGGUUUUGUCAUGCGACUAGACUUGGAGAUCUCAGUUACCUGUCUCGUUUGAUUUCCCCUGUUUUUUUUCGAUUUGGUUAUUUCAUUUUGUUCAGCUCGGACAUUGGGCCGUUUUGGUUUGUUGGUAUUCUCGCUUCCUUUUUCCCUGUUUAGUGAACAGAGUAUGUGACACCUUUCCUGCAUUCGCCGGUUGCAGAGAGAUGGAGGAGGAUCAGUCGGCGAUACUGUUUGCUGAAGGUGCUAUAAAAAGCAUUAAACUUAGCCUGUCUACCGAAGAAGAGAUAUGCACCUACUCAAUAAAUGACUGCCCAGUCAACCAUCCUAGUCAGCUUGCAAAUCCAUUCCUUGGGUUGCCCCUCGAAGCUGGAAAAUGCGAAGCUUGUGGUGCCUCGGAAAAUGACAAAUGCGAAGGGCAUUUUGGGUACAUUGAGCUACCUGUACCCAUAUACCAUCCCUGUCAUAUCAGUGAACUGAGGCAACUGCUGAGCUUGAUAUGCUUCAAGUGCCUUCGAAUAAAGAAAGGGAAGGUUAACAAACAGAAUGGAAAGGAAACUGCCUCAGCUACAUUAUCCUGCUACUAUUGCCGGGAUAUUCCAGCACUUUCUUUGAAGGAAACCAAGACAACUGAUGGUGCGAUUCGUUUAGAGUUGAGAGCGCCGCCAAGGAAACAUAUGACAGAACGUUCAUGGAACUUCCUCGAUAAAUAUGGAUUCCACUAUGGUGGUUCUGCGCACAGUAGGCUACUGCUUCCAGAAGAGGCAUUGAAUAUAUUGAAGAAGGUUCCAGAUGAUACUAGGAGAAAGCUAGCCGCACGGGGAUACACCGUGCAGUCUGGGUAUGUGAUGAAGUACCUGCCAGUACCUCCGAACUGUCUCUAUAUUCCUGAGUUCACUGAUGGGCAGAGCAUCAUGUCCUAUGAUAUUUCAAUAGCUUUGUUGAAGAAGGUGCUUCAGAAGAUAGAGCAGAUCAAAAGGUCAAGAUCUGGUUCCCCAAACUUCGAAUCACAUGAAGAGGAAUCGUGCGAUAUACAACUUGCUGUUGGGCAAUACAUCCAUUUAAGGGGGACUACAAGGGGACCUCAAGACAAUAGCAAGCGAUUUGCAGUUGGCACUGAUACAGCUGCAUUGUCGACAAAACAAUGGCUAGAAAAAAUGAGGACUUUAUUUAUCAGCAAAGGGUCAGGUUUCUCAUCACGCAGUGUUCUUACUGGAGAUCCGUACAUUGGCGUGGAUGUCAUAGGGCUUCCGUCUGAAGUGGCAAAAAGGAUUACUUUUGAGGAACAAGUAACUGACAUCAACAUUAACAGGCUGCAAGAGGUGGUUGACAAAGGCCUUUGUUUGACCUACAGAGAUGGUAAAGAUACCUAUGCCAUCACUGUAGGAUCGAAAGGGCAUACCACACUCAAAGUUGGUCAAACGAUCAGCAGGAGGAUAGUUGAUGGGGAUGUGGUUUUUCUUAAUAGACCACCCAGUACUCACAAGCAUUCCCUCCAGGCCUUUUAUGCAUAUGUACAUGACGACCAUACGGUCAAAAUCAAUCCUCUCAUGUGUAGUCCCUUUUCAGCUGACUUUGAUGGCGAUUGUGUACAUAUAUAUUAUCCACAGUCACUUGCUGCAAAAGCUGAAGCCUUGGAGCUUUUCAGUGUGGAAAAACAAUUGAUUAGUUCCCACAGUGGUCAGGUUAAUCUCCAGCUAGGCAAUGACAGUCUGGUAGCUAUGAAAGCUAUGUCUUCCAGAACCAUGUUAAGCAAGGAAUUAGCAAAUCAGCUGGCAAUGUUUGUACCAUUUUCACUUCCGGCUCCUGCUGUAAUCAAGUCGAUUCCAGCUUGGACAAUCACACAAAUAGUGCAAGGUGCAUUACCUGCUAAGUUGACUUGCCAAGGAAAAACACAUUUAGUGAGGGACGGUAACAUUAUAAAGCUGGAUCUUGACAAAGAUCAUGUUCAGGACUCAUUCAAUGAUUUGGUGUCCUCUGUUCUUUCUGAGAAGGGUCCAGGAGAGGCUCUGCAAUUUUUGAAUGUGCUGCAGCCAUUGCUGAUGGAGUUUCUACUUCUGGAUGGUUUUAGUGUGACCCUGAAAGAUUUUAAUGUUCCCAAGGCUAUAUUGGAAGAGGUACAUAAAAACAUUCAGAAACAGUCCCUUAUCCUUGAGCAGUCAAGGUUCUCUAAAAGUCAAAUUGCAGAGAUGCGGGUUGAAAACAAUCUGAAGGGUGUCAAACAACAGAUUUCAGAGUUUGUCAUCAAGUGCUCUGACCUUGGAUUGCUAAUUGAUCCAAAAAAGGAAGCUUCUAUGUCAAAAGUAGUUCAACAACUGGGUUUUGUUGGCUUGCAACUUUAUCAUGAAGGAAAGCUGUACUCAAGCCGCCUGGUUGAGGAUUGCUUCUCAAAUUUUGUGAAUAAACACUCAGACAUUGGAGAUGAGCAUCCUCCAGAGGCUUAUGGUCUUGUGCAAAGUUCCUAUUUUCAUGGUCUCAAUCCUUAUGAGGAGCUAGUACAUUCUAUUUCCACAAGAGAAGCUAUUGUCCGCUCCUCAAGAGGGUUAACAGAACCUGGAACUCUGUUCAAGAAUUUAAUGGCCAUCUUGCGGGAUGUAGUUAUAUGCUAUGAUGGAACUGUGAGGAACACCUGCAGCAACUCAAUCAUACAGCUUAAGUACAAGGAAGAUGAUGAGACAGAUUUCCCAAGUGCCUUACCUCCUGGUGAACCUGUGGGUGUCUUAGCCGCCACAGCUAUCUCGACACCUGCAUACAGGGCUGUCUUGGAUUCGUCUCAGAGUAACAAUGCUUCGUGGGAGUCAAUGAAGGAGAUACUUCAGACGAAGGUUGGCUACAAAAAUGAUAUGAAAGAUCGGAAAGUUAUCCUAUUUCUGAAUGACUGCUCUUGUCCCAAGAAGUUUUGCAAGGAAAGGGCUGCUCUUACAGUACAAAGUUGUCUUAGGAGAGUCACACUAGCGGAUUGCGCUACUGAUAUCAGCAUUGAGCAUCAGAAGCAAAUAAAUUUAGAUGAAACAUCUGAAGCUGCCCCAACUCUUGUAGGCCACAUUCACCUCGACAAGGCACAGUUAGAAAGGAUAAACAUUAGUACUCAAGACAUUCUCCAAAAAUGCGAAGAAAUUUCUGGGAGAUAUGGAAAGAAGAAAGGACAUCUUUGCCACUUGUUCAAAAAGAUCACGUUCUCUACAUGUGAUUGUUCAUUCGCACAGAAUACAAUUGAUGGCUACCUACAUGUGGCUCCAUGUGUGCAGUUCUCUUUCUCUGAUGACAACACCAUAUUAUCUGAAUCUGUUGAGAGAGCAGUAAAUGUGAUUGCGGACUCUGUCUGUUCAGUGCUUUUGGAUACAAUUAUAAAAGGUGACCCUCGAAUUCAAUCAGCUAAAAUCAUCUGGGUUGAAUCAGAAGCGACCUCUUGGGUAAAGAACACACAGAACACAUUGAAGGGCGAGCCAACGCUAGAAAUCAUUGUUGAAAAAGAUGAAGCUGUACGCAAUGGCUAUGCCUGGAGAACAGUAAUGGAUGCCUGCAUACCUGUUCUUAAUCUCAUUGACACACGAAGGUCUAUUCCUUAUGGUAUUCAACAAGUGAAGGAACUUCUUGGCAUCUCAUGUGCCUUUGAUCAAGUUGUGCAGCGGCUUUCAACAACUGUAAAAAUGGUUGCUAAAGGAGUUCUCAAGGACCAUUUAAUACUUGUGGCAAACAGCAUGACAUGCACUGGAAACUUGAUUGGGUUCAAUACUAGUGGCUAUAAGGCAACUUUCCGUUCAUUAAAAGUUCAAGUGCCUUUCACAGAGUCCACUUUGUUUACCCCUAUGAAAUGCUUUGAGAAGGCUGCCGAAAAAUGUGAUUCUGAUUCAUUGGGAUGUGUGGUUUCAUCAUGCUCAUGGGGCAAGCAUGCUGCAAUCGGUACAGGGUCAUCUUUUCAGAUUCUUUGGAAUGAAAACCAGCUGAAAAGCAACAAAGAGUAUGGGGACGGUCUCUAUGAUUUCUUAGCUUUGGUCAGGACCGACCAAGAAAAGGCAGGGUACGCAUUCUUGGAUGACGUCGACUACCUUGUAGAAGAGAAUGCAGUAGAUGAUGUAUGCUUAUCUCCUGAACCGGAUGGGACCCAUGGUAAACCCACCUUUGAGGAUAAUGUUGAAGAGCAAGGUAUCCAGAAUGGCAGCUCAUGGGAAAAUGACACAACAAUGAACUCGAGUUGGGAACAAAAUGCAAGUGCUGGGAAUGAUUCUGGUGACUGGGGAGGUUGGAGUAAUGGAGCUGCAGCAGCUACCAAACCACUGGACCAAGAUAAUUCUUGCUGGGAUGCGCAUGCAACAGUGGAGAACAAUUCCACUGAUUGGGGAGGUUGGGGCACUGAGAAGCAGACAAAUGGAGAACAGGCUGAAAUUAAUACUUGGGCUGAUAAGGGUGCUGGAAUGGAAUCAAGUGCAGGUGAUGAUAACUGGGAGAUGAAGUCCAGUGCUCCUGAGAAAUCAAAGAAAAAUUUGGAUCAUGACACAUGGGGCAACAUGCCAGCACCAGCAUCAGCAUCAGCAUCAGAAAAUACGUGGGGCGAACAAAAAGGAGAUGGAGGUGAUGGUGCCUGGGAGAAGCAAACAGGCUCUUGCAAGGAACAAGGGAUGGAUGUGGAUCAAGAUUCUUGGGGUAAGAAGACAAUGCCACCAUCAAGCAAUAUGUGGGACAAAAAGAAGUCUGAUGGUGUCCAUGGCAACUGGGAGGAGCAGCCCAGCAGUUGGAAUGAGCAGAUGUUGAAUGUAGAUCAGGACUCGUGGGGCGAUGCAAGGGAAAAAAAUAAUUCACAUGCUGGUGACAGUCGAUGGCCGGAGCAGGCCAGCACUUACAAAAGGAAGAGGACAAAUGCUGAUGCUGGUUCCUGGGAUAACAUGGCUAUGGCACCAUCAAACAAUGCUUGGGAUGCUGGCGAGGGAUUUGGAAGAUCAAUUACCAAGUCUGAUGCAGGAUCCAGUUGGGGUAACAAAGAUAAAAUGGAGACUGAUGAGCAUUCAAAAAUCCCAAAAGAAUUCGACCCAUGGAAUACAGGGAAAUCAAAUGAAAGUUCAUGGGAGAAAACUGAUGCACUGCAGGAUUCCUGGGGCAACAGUGCAGCUGACAAUAAUAACACGCAGGAGGGUUCCUGGGACAAGAUAGCUGUAAAGGAUACCAAUUCACAGCAAGAUUCAUGGGGUAAUGUGGCAGUCCAGAAUAAAAACACGCAGAAUGGUUCCUGGGACAAUGGAGCAGAAAAGGUCCCGACUUCUGAUGCACAGGACUCCUGGGGUAAUCUGGCUGCAACACCAGCGGGCAAUUCAGAUGCGAAGCAAUCAGAUUCUUGGGAUGGCUGGAACGCUGCCCCUGCUGAGAACUCACAGGGUAAAUGUAAUGAGACAACUGAUUCUGGUGACAACAAAGGCUGGAAAUCAGAAGGAUGGGGUGGCAAAUCUGGUAACUGGAGCGGCCAAAGAAACAAUUCUGGGAGACCCCCAAGGGGACCAGAUGAGAGGGGCCCGCCUCCACCAAGACAACGGUUUGAACUGACAGCUGAGGAGAAAAACAUUCUACUUGAAAUUGAACCCAUUAUGAUGCGUGUCAGAAGGAUCUUCCGUGAAGCAUGUAAUGGUGUUAGACUUCAACCAGAGGACGAAAAGUUCAUCCUAGAGAAAGUUCUUGAGAACCACCCUGAAAAGCAAUCAAAGGUGUCUAGUGCAAUUGACUAUAUAACGGUCGACAAGCACGAAACCUUCCAGGAUACCCGAUGCUUCUAUGUGGUAUCGACAGAUGGAUCCCGUGCAGACUUCUCCUACUUCAAGUGCCUGGAGAACUUUGUGAGGAAGAGCUUCAAGGAGGAUGCCGACACAUUCUGCAUGAAGUAUCUGAGGCCGCGUCGCAGGCAAGCACCACCAGCUGAUGGAGGGGUGGCACCAGGCGCUCCGGCUGAGGCUCCACCGUCUGCUGCAGCUGAGACCGAGCAAUGGACUCCAGUACCCCCAGCAGAGGUUCCACUGUCUGCUGCGGCUGAGACCGAGCAAGUGACUCCAGCCUCUCCAUCAGAGGUUCAACAGGAGACUCUGGGUUCUCCAGCAUCAGCUCUGGAAGAGACUCCGGAGCCAGAUUCAACCGGUGACGCUGGGAUCCAGGAGAAGCAGCCUGACCCGACGCAUCCGGCUUCUCCAGCUGCGGCAGCACCAGAAGAGGCCCCCGAGCAAGAUCCAACCGACAAUGGUGGGAUUCUGGCCAAGGGGCCUGAUUCGACCCCUGCAUCUCCAGUUGUGGCCCUGCAAGUGGCUCCGGACCCUGAUUCGACAGGGCCCGAUCUGAACGACUGAUUCUUGCUAUGCAAACCAGACCUCUCCACUGAGCAUUCCCUUGCUAGCCGCAGUCGAAUACUUCCCCUGACCUCGUCUGGAGAGGCAAACAUUUACAAACAUUUAGACUUAGAAGCCGCAUUUCCCGACCUGUGCCUCUUCCCGACGAAACUCUGUAAAUUCUGGUGAAUGUUACCCCGUCUGCCGUAGCUAGCUAGUUUGUUCCCCCGGUUUGGUGCCCCGUGGCUGAUGGUCGUCGUUGCUUUGCUGUCACUCUUGUGCAAAACUCUGUAACUUCUCGUUGGUUUUCGUUAGGCAGGUGAAUCGCUUUGCCCGUUUA
This is a messenger RNA of Setaria italica (foxtail millet), 6677 nucleotides long. RefSeq names its product DNA-directed RNA polymerase V subunit 1. The transcript is spliced from 18 exons. Gene Ontology annotation, molecular function: DNA binding. Gene Ontology annotation, biological process: DNA-templated transcription. Gene Ontology annotation, cellular component: RNA polymerase II, core complex. The record is from RefSeq and is a predicted model, not a curated record. Bases 242 to 6358 code for a protein of 2038 amino acids. NCBI's taxonomy places the organism in Eukaryota, Viridiplantae, Streptophyta, Magnoliopsida, Poales, Poaceae.